Elgaria multicarinata webbii is the source of this 4133-nucleotide messenger RNA. It is a transcript of the gene SLC38A9, whose product is annotated as solute carrier family 38 member 9. Lineage: Eukaryota; Metazoa; Chordata; Lepidosauria; Squamata; Anguidae. Gene Ontology annotation, molecular function: L-amino acid transmembrane transporter activity. Bases 208 to 1884 code for a protein of 558 amino acids. Gene Ontology annotation, biological process: amino acid transmembrane transport. The record is from RefSeq and is a predicted model, not a curated record. The transcript has 16 exons.
CAGCAACUGCAUACCGGCGAAAUGCACGGACGCCCAAGACCAGGGCUAGGCAAAGGAGUUUCCAGUAAAAAGAUGCUGUGCCUUUGCUGAUCUGGAACAUGAUUUAUGUUUUUUGCCUUCUCUUUAAAAAAAAACAGGGUUGUACAUCUAACUUCGUCUGAUAGUUAAGAUAAUUGAACACAGUAGGUAGAAAAGGAUCCUUCAAAUAUGGAAGAAGACGCUAAACCUCUCCUAAUCCCUGUUGGAGGUGAUGAAGAUGAUGUUGGAAUCCUCAGUAUUCAGUUUAACCCAGAAGACCUGAAAUGCAAAAGGCCAUUCCAUGUAGAACCCACAAAUAUUGUCAGUGUGAACGAUGAUGUGCAAAGAGUUUCAGAUGAAGCUUCAGCAAUGAAUAAGCGGAUUCACUACUACAGAAGGCUCACUUCACCUUCAGAUAGAACACUGGCAGCUCCCGAUCAUGUACUUCCUGCACCAGAAGAAAUCUAUGUGUAUAGUCCAUUAGGAACUGCUUUCAAAAUAGAUGACUGCACUGAGGGUCAUGGGAAGAACUCAAGCAUAGUAACAAUAUUUAUGAUCUGGAAUACAAUGUUGGGCACAUCUAUAUUAAGUAUUCCAUGGGGAAUAAAACAGGCGGGAUUCACUACUGGAAUUUGUAUUAUUCUGCUAAUGGGCAUAUUGACACUUUACUGCUGCUUCAGAGUUCUGAAGUCAAGGACAAUGAUACCUUCAGUAGAUACCUCAUCUUGGGAAUUCCCAGAUGUUUGCAAGUAUUAUUUUGGAUCCUUUGGACAAUGGUCUAGCCUUUUAUUUUCAAUGGUGUCUCUUAUUGGAGCCAUGGUGGUUUACUGGGUACUCAUGUCCAAUUUCCUUUUCAACACGGGAAGAUGUAUUUAUGAUUAUGUUCAUGGCAUUAAUGUAACAGAUAUUGUUCCUGGAACAAAUGGGACUGACAGAGUACUAUGUCCAGGUGAUGCUGGCUCAGAUGUGCCAGGAAACAAAACUUUUAUGUUUGUUUCUACCAACGGUACAGGAGUUGAGGCGUUUGAAGAGUGGUGGAACAAAUCGAAAACGGUCCCAAUUUACUUGACUGUCAUUCUUCUGCUAUUGAAUUUUAAGUCUCCGUCUUUUUUUGCCAAAUUUAACAUCUUAGGUACCAUUUCUGUCAUUUAUCUAGUUAUCCUUGUUACCAUGAAAGCUGCACGUUUAGGCUUCCACUUAGAAUUUGACUGGUCUCAAACGAGUGCCUAUUUUGUGCCAGAGUUCAGGAUUCUGUUUCCUCAGCUAACAGGGGUGCUGACCCUGGCCUUCUUUAUUCAUAAUUGUGUCAUUACACUGCUUAAGAAUAACAAGGACCAAGAAAACAAUGUCAGAGAUCUUUCCAUUGCCUAUGUUCUGGUGACUUUGACAUACCUCUAUGUUGGGGUGUUAAUCUUUGCUGCUUUCCCAUCACCACCACUGAGCAAAGACUGCAUAGAACAGAAUUUUUUAGACAAUUUCCCCAGCAAUGACAUCAUGCCAUUUCUUGCAAGAAUAUUCCUGCUGUUCCAGAUGGUGACUGUGUAUCCACUGCUUGGCUACUUGGCACGAGUUCAGCUUUUUGGACAUGUCUUUGGAAAUGUUUACCCAAGUUGUUUCCAUGUGCUGCUUUUCAACAUUGCCAUGGUAGGAAUGGGCAUCAUGAUGGCCAGAUUCUAUCCAAAUAUAGGAGGAAUUAUAAGGUACUCCGGAGCCUCUUGUGGUCUGGCUUUUGUAUUCGUGUAUCCAUCGCUCAUCUACAUGAUCGCUUUGCAUCGGGAAAAUCGGCUGACAUGGCUGGCACUAAUCGUUCACGUUUUGAUCGUUGUCUUAGGAGUGGCGAACCUGAUUGCGCAGUUCCUGCUAUGAAAGCAAAUCUUAGGUCGAUUUUGUUCUUUGCAAGAGGUGCUGGGAUUUCAAAAAAGUUACCUUGAGCGAUAGAAUUUGCCCUCCCCUGGGUAUUAACUUAUUCCAAAGAAAAGCUGCACUUUAUAAAAAGAAAAAGAACAGCCUCUUCAAGAAAUGGAUUAUGUACCUUGGGACAUGGUACACCAUGGCAAAUUGAAGAGGCCCAAGUGAAUUCAAGAUGUACAUUUGGGAGUAAUUAAACUUAAUUUCUUUCUGAAGUAAAUGCUUUUUUCCCCACAAAGAAAAGUCAUCUAAGACAUUUUAUAUAGUGAAAAGGUUCGUUUCGGGUCAGUUGUAAGCUGCAUAAUUUUCCUGCAGUAUUACAGAAUUAAAGGAUUUUACUGAUUUUUAAAUAUUCUACACCACAUUUUACACAAUUGUGACAUGAAAACGCUAUGUUGAAAUGGUUAUACCAGUGGUUUGGGCUCUUUACAGUUGAAAUGUUAUGCAGAUUAAAUCCCAGAACAUUACUAAUGGACUUAAAGCUAUAUCUUUGUUCUGAUACCUCUUUGAAAAUGUAACCCACAUUGUACUUGGAAAAAAUGGAUGCUAUUGUCUAAAGCACCUGGACAUAUUUAAGAACAUUUUGGUGGGGUCCUGGGAUAGAUGUGAGGGGAAAUAUGCUUCAACCCCACCCCUUUCUCUACUUGUAUGGUUCAUUGGAAGAUCUAGAAUUGAUUUGAAAAGCUCUGGUGUGUGUAAAAUAAUGGUGAAAUGUCAUAUUUUAAAUUUCAAACUUUGGCAUGCCUGUUGGCAACUGCUCCCUGCUCCCCUCGCAAAGUGCAGCUAUGGAAAUAUCAACACAUUUCCUGGCACAAUUCAAAGUACUGCUUUGACUUUUCAUGCCUAGGCUGAGCAGUUCUAGCAAUCCAAUACGUACCUUCUGCUGGAGCUGGAGAUACGUCGCCACUACACCAGUGCAAUGGCCAUCAAAUCAUAUAUGUGCUCGGCAGGGGAAGGUAUUCAAUACCCAAAAAGAAAAUAUGAAAACAGUGGAAAAACAAGAAACACACACCUGCUGCUCACCGCCACAGCCACCAAGUAGGGACUGUGCCGGCAAUUUUGCCUACAGGUGCUUAUUCACACAGGCAGCCCAAGAUAAUUGGGACACACUUCCUGCAUCAACACAUCCAAGGUGAUGCCAGAGUGCCCCACUCCAGCAGCGCCAUGGCAUAGGGCAUGAUGUAGAAGGUGGGGAAAUGACUCCACUCACCUUCUGCAUGCCUAGCAAAGUAAGUGUCAAUUCAGCCACAAAACAGAGGGAACUCCUAAGCCUCAAACCCAUCUUGCAGACACCACAGUGUUGCUCCCUAAUCACUCAGCCAUGGCAGUAGCUGCAGCAAUGGUGUACAUCAUGGAGCAUUUAUCUAUCCCCUCUUACUCCCAACCCCUAGUUGUAGGUGCCAGGAGCUGCAGGAAGACCCCUGCUCUGGUGGAGCAGCUCAUGUUUUAUGUGCCAGAGUUCCCUGCUUCAAAUUUAGGGAUGAGCCCACAUUAAGAUGGAGAGCUCCCCCCGCCCACCAGCAUAUCAGCAGGAAGGAUGCAUGGUCCACUAGCCUGGCCCCUUCAUGGGCAAAACAGACCUUUUGGCCCCCUCCCUCUGACAUCCUAUGUAACUAAUACACACACACACACACACACACAGCGUGCCACCCAGGCUGCUGGCCCUGUGCCCAUUGUGUUCCCUGACCCACCUCACUCUCUGAGUCCUCUUCUGAGACCAGCUGAAGCCAGGGUGAAUCAUUACCAAAACAAGGUCUCUUUACAUUACCUCCCCCAACUUGAAGUUUUGGAGUUCAGCUCCCAUCAGCCCCAGCCAGCGUGCCCAAUGGUUGGGGAUUAUGGGAGUUUAGGAAGAAACAUCUUGACAGCACCAGGUGGGGGAAGGCUGGAUUAAGGUCAAAAGUAAUGAUGCCUGUUCUAGAUCUCUUCUAGAUCUCUGUGCGUUGUGUUGGACGCUUGUUGCAACAUGAUAGCAUUCCUGCACAUCUCGUGUGUGCUGCUUCCUGCAGGAUUUCUCAAUCUGGAAAUCUCCCAAAGUUGGGAAGUUGUUCGUGUUGCUGCUUUACUCCCUGUCUGGCUACUUUGUGUAAACAUGUAAGAACUCAAGCGUAUGACAGCUGACACCAGUAACAGAAGCCUACAAAAUUAAUCCAUUGUCAGUGAUGCAGUGCAUGUCGGCAAUUCCCCGCCCCCCCCUUCCCGGUCAA